Messenger RNA from Phymastichus coffea, 2072 nucleotides. It is a transcript of the gene senju, whose product is annotated as UDP-galactose transporter senju. Gene Ontology annotation, cellular component: Golgi membrane. The coding region runs from base 85 to 1131 and encodes 348 amino acids. NCBI's taxonomy places the organism in Eukaryota, Metazoa, Arthropoda, Insecta, Hymenoptera, Eulophidae. The record is from RefSeq and is a predicted model, not a curated record. Gene Ontology annotation, biological process: pyrimidine nucleotide-sugar transmembrane transport. The transcript is spliced from 6 exons. Gene Ontology annotation, molecular function: UDP-galactose transmembrane transporter activity.
CGAUGUCUCGCGUCAUUGCUGUUAUUCAUGUUGGGAUGCGGUGAAAAAAUGGUAUUAGGAGAAUAGGAAAAAAAUUGAAAAAUCAUGAGCACGAUUAAUUGGUCGGAGCUCUUUCCAACUAAAUUGAGUGCCAUUAUAUUCAUCCUUUACAUUGCGUUGUUUGUCAAUCAAGGAAUUAUUAUAACAUGGUCUCAGAAUAAAGGAGAAUAUGAUUACAACAUUGUCAUUGUUGUUCUUAUGACUGAAGUCCUUAAAUUAGUUAUUUCAGCUGUUUUGUACUGCAAAGAAAAUAGUUUGGCAAGCUUAGCGAAUGAAGUUUUCAAGCAUAAAAGGGUGCUAUUACUGUAUAUGGUUCCAUCCUCUCUCUACUGUCUAUAUAACAAUUUAUCAUUUGUGAAUCUUGCUGCAUUUGAUCCUCCUACGUACUUCCUGCUUCUGCAACUACGAGUUGUUGUCACUGGAAUUAUAUUUCAACUUGUAUUUAAACAAAAAUUGUCAACCAAGCAAUGGCUAUCAUUAGUAUUAUUAACUUUAGGAUGUAUGAUAAAACAUCUGAAUCUGGACUAUGAGAAUUCACUAAUAAAAAGCAAUUUUCAGUUGAAUAUUAACAUAGUAUUUAUUUUCAUUCAGACAAUUUGUUCUUGCCUAGCAGGUGUUUAUAAUGAGUACCUGUUGAAAGGAGAAGGUGCUAAUGUAAAUAUCUUUGUACAAAAUGUUUUUAUGUACCUAGAUAGUAUAUUAUGCAACAUUGCUGUACUGUUUAUACAAGGUAAUUUUUUGGAAGCUUUCAACAAUUCAGGGUCUCAUAUAUUUAUGGAUCCUAAAGUUCUCUUGAUAAUGUUUAACAAUGCAGCAAUAGGCGUUAUUACAAGUUUUUUCUUGAAAAAUUUAAAUUCAAUUGUCAAGACUUUUGCCAGUGCCUUAGAACUUGUUUUUACUGCCUUAUUUUGUUGGUUAUUUUUUGGAAUUCCAAUUUAUUUGAAUACUGCUAUUGCAAUUACUAUAGUUAGCUAUGCAGUCAUACUGUACUCCCAGAAUCCAGUACAAAAUGUAAGAUCAAAAACGCAUGAUGUUACCAAUACCGAACAAAUCCAAGAAUUUAUUCCAAAACGCGAUUCACAAAUUGUUUAAAAAUGGAUCAUACUUCUUAUUACUCUAUCAUUUAGAUUUUUUAAGUGCAAAAUAAGUAUUUUUUUUGUUUGACUCAGUUCUUAUAUGAUUCAAUGUCACAUACAAACAAAUCUUUUACUGUUUAAAUAAUCUCUUAGAUGAGAUUCAACAUCAUGUUCAAUCAUAUGGUAAUACUGAUGUUUUAAAAUCCGAAUUAAAUAUUUUCAUCUCUAGUAUACUAGGUUUGCUUUUAUGUAAAAAUAUCUUUAAGAAUAUUCUUAUUAUUAUGAUGAACUGUUACAUAAUUAAUAUACUUUUUUGCACUUAGAAUCGAUUUUGUAGCGUACAAUCAAAGAAUACAGUUUUUAAUGACAAUAUCGUGAUUUAAUAGUUUUAAGAUACUUAGUUAAAUAAGAAAUUCAUUAUUUGAGUAUUAGCGAAAAUCAGUUAUUGCUGUAAAAAAUUUCUUCUUAUUAUUUUUAAUUUAAUUUAUUUCUAAACACACUGAACUUGAAACAAUCUUUUUAUAGACAUUUAUAUGAAUAACAAUUUCAAAUUUGAUUGUGUAAAUUAACUUUUUAAAGAUUUGGAGAAUUAUUCUGUACAAUAAAAAAUGGAAAUCUUUAGUGAUAAUAUUAGUAUUUUAGAUACGCAAAUGACAAGUUUCAUUGACAAGCAUUAUAGUAUUUAUAAAUAUAUAUUCUAAGCGUUUUUUUGAUAAUGAAAUGAUUUUGUUAUUAAUAUUUGAUUAUAAUUAUACAUUAAUAUAUAGUUCUACAUUUAGCAUGUUAUGUAUAUGAGAAAGACAUGAGUUGUGUAUAAAAGUGAAUGAACAACCUUUUUUUUAUAAAAUCAAACUGCGACUAAUGUGAAGAGUAUUUAUAAUAUAAACAUUUACGACAAACGAUACUUUGUUAUUUGAAAAUGUAGAAUGACCAAAGGCUUUGUUAAAUAAAAAAUUG